This is a messenger RNA of Nasonia vitripennis (jewel wasp), 2618 nucleotides long. It is a transcript of the gene AsnS, whose product is annotated as asparagine synthetase [glutamine-hydrolyzing]. The transcript is spliced from 10 exons. The coding region runs from base 833 to 2515 and encodes 560 amino acids. Gene Ontology annotation, molecular function: asparagine synthase (glutamine-hydrolyzing) activity. Lineage: Eukaryota; Metazoa; Arthropoda; Insecta; Hymenoptera; Pteromalidae. Gene Ontology annotation, cellular component: cytosol. The record is from RefSeq and is a predicted model, not a curated record.
GUAUGCUAUAGCUAUAGACGGAUGUGCGGGAGUUUGUGACGCGUAAUGAAGAGUGGUUGGCUGACCGUCAGGAUUUUUGAAUCGUUCGAUCGUUUCUGCGUAUAAUUUUUGUUUUGACUGUUACUACUUACUUAAACUUCAAUCUUUUGCAGUGUUGACUAACUUGGUAUUAUGUCUGCCUAUUUACGGUUUCUUUUGUGCAAAAAAUUGAUUUUUCAGAGUGCACGCGUAUACUCUUCUGCGCUUUAAAUAUAAAUAAGUAGGGUAAAGGCAGUCGCCUUUGGAUACUUAUUGGUCGGACAUUUCAGCUGUAUAUUUAGUUUUAAAAGACUAAACGAAAAAAGUAAUAUCGAAAAUUUGUUCACUGGAUACUGUAGCACAAUUUAAAAAAGGUUAUAGGACGAAAUAAAACAGAAAAAGUACCUCCUCUAUUUGCAUUCAUAUAAUGGCCGACCACUGGUCUUAAUCAGAAAGUUCAUGCACUUUAUUUAAUUAAAUUUUGCGGUUGCAUAAUUUUCUGUCUUGCUGAUCUUAAUCUAAAACAAGCAUUAUUGUAUGUCAAAGGAAUUCACUAACUCCUAUAAAACUAACACGAAAGUUUAUCGCCUGCGAUAGACGAUAUGAAACGGCAUGAGCCAAGACAGAUGCUCUCUUGGCUCAUAUGUGCUCACGUGGUCGGGCCGAAAUCACGAAACGAAACUAUACGCAACUGCGCUAGGUAGCUGAAUACGAUCGAAGCCCGCAUCAGUCGCGCAAAGCCGGCGAGUCACGACGGACGCUUUGAGAGCAGCUUUUCUUACUUUUCUUCAAUCGAAUCUCCAAAGACAUCGUCAUGUGUGGACUGUGGGCUCUAUUUGGUCUCGACACCAAUUCCCUCACCUGCGUCUGCGACAACUUUUCCAAGAUUUCGCACAGAGGACCGGACGCUUUUAAGAUCGAGCACGACAGUCGGGUCAAGAAUGCUUACCUGGGAUUCCACAGGCUGUCGAUUGUCGAUGGACUGUGCGGAAUGCAACCUAUCAGGGUGUUCAAGUAUCCCCUGCUGUUCCUGUUGUGUAACGGAGAGAUUUACAACUACAAAAGUUUGAGCAAGGAGUACGGUUUUGAAUACUCAACGAAAUGUGAUAUCGAGGUACUCAUGCAUCUGUACGCCACCAAGGGUGCCGAUGGUGUCUGUAAGUCUCUGGAUGGUGUGUUUGCAUUCUGCCUGUUGGACAUUGAAAAGAGGAAAAUUUUACUUGGCAGAGAUCCAUAUGGUGUCAGGCCUCUUUUUAGAGUGGUCACUGCUAAUGGCCAAUUGGCUGUGUCUUCUGAAAGUAAAGCAUUGACAGGAAUCGCAAACCUCUUGACAGGAGAUCAUGUGGUAGAACCAUUCCUACCAGGAACGUUUGAAGAAUAUGAUCUUUUAGAGGAUGGUCAUGUCAAGUUUAUCAGGAGGGAGAGGUACCAUGAGCCUGGACAGAAACCAAGCUUCACUACCUUUGUUCCCUGGAAUGAGCUGAGUUCAAAAGAUAUUCACGAGAAUAUCAGAAAAUUAUUCUCAGCUGCUGUGGAAAAACGUUUGAUGGCCGAUAGAAGAAUAGGAUGCAUGUUGUCAGGAGGCUUGGAUUCCAGUUUAGUGGCUGCCUUGCUUGUAAAAUAUGCCAAACAGCACAACUUGCCAUACAAAAUUCAGAGCUUCUCCAUUGGUAUGGAGGGCAGUCCAGAUAUUCUGGCAGCAAGACAGGUCGCUGAUCACAUUGGCACUGAACAUCACGAGAUAAUUAUCACGCAAAAGGAUAUAACAGAUGUACUAGAGAAAGUUAUUUAUUACACUGAAACUUUUGACAUUACUACCAUCAGAGCUUCCAUUGGAAUGUACCUAAUUUCGAGAUACAUCAAAAACAACACAGAAACCACAGUAAUCUUCAGUGGUGAGGGUGCUGAUGAAUUGGCACAGGGCUAUAUUUACUUCAGAGAUGCACCAAGUGCGUUUGACGGUCACAAAGAAUCUCUAAGACUGCUAAAAGAUAUUUACUUGUACGACGGACUUCGUGCCGAUCGGACAACCAGUGCAUUUAGUCUAGAAUUGAGAGUACCAUUUUUGGACUUGCAAUGGACUAACUACUAUCUAUCGCUUGACCCGUCUCUGCGACAACCACAAAACGGUGUGGAGAAACAUUUACUCAGAUCUGCAUUUGAUGGAACUGGUUUGCUGCCAGCAAACAUUCUGUGGAGAGGCAAAGAGGCAUUUAGCGACGGCGUGACAAGCGUAAAAAAGAGCCUGUUCCAAAUAAUCGACGAAAUCGUUCAAGAAAGAGUUCAAGACGAGGAUCUACAAGCUGCCUAUGAAAAAUACCCGCAUUGCACACCAAAGACAAAAGAAGCAUACUAUUACAGGAAAGUUUUUGAAUCCCAUUACGGCGGAUACGCGGAAUCUCUAAUUCCAUACUAUUGGAUGCCUCAGUGGGUCAAAGGCGUGACGGAUCCUUCGGCUCGCUUCAUCUCUCACUACGAGAACAAGAACAAAGUGUAAAUACGUUAUUUGAUUAUGACUUAUUUUUUGUACAACGCUCGUUGAACGAGAGACUGUUAAAACUUGUUAAUAAUAAGUUUAUAAAGAAAGCCAAGGAAAAAUA